Molecule: messenger RNA, 1476 nt
Organism: Andrographis paniculata
Lineage: Eukaryota; Viridiplantae; Streptophyta; Magnoliopsida; Lamiales; Acanthaceae
Product: serine/arginine-rich splicing factor SR45a
Exons: 7
Coding region: 144-1244 (366 amino acids)
Biological process (GO): positive regulation of mRNA splicing, via spliceosome
Cellular component (GO): spliceosomal complex
Molecular function (GO): RNA binding
Source: RefSeq, a predicted model, not a curated record
AGAAGCUUCGUCAGAUCUCCGCUCAUAUAUAAAGACGCAGUUCUUGUUUCCAGAGACAUCGACGGAAUUCCAGAGACGUACGAAGCAGGAAGAGCCGUACAGAGAACGCGGAGCCAGAUCUCAACGACCAAUCGCUCCUGAAGAUGUCUUACUCAAGAGGAUCAAGGUACUCUGAAUCACCAUCGCCUUACAGGCGUGGCAGGUCUGUGUCAAGGUCUUUAUCAAGGAGUAGGUCAAGAAGUCAUGAUUCUACUGAUGCUGAGAAUCCUGGAAAUAACCUGUAUGUGACAGGACUAUCUACUCGUGUCACAAAGAGAGACCUUGAGAAGCACUUUUCAACUGAAGGGAAGGUCGAAGAUGUUCACCUUGUUCUCGAUCCAUGGACGCGCGAAUCCCGUGGUUUUGGUUUUGUCACUAUGUCAAGUGUUGGAGAAGCUGAUCGCUGCAUAAGGUACUUGGAUAGAUCAGUGCUCGAGGGCAGGGUUAUCACUGUGGAGAAGGCUAGAAGACGCCGUGGACGUACCCCAACCCCGGGAAGGUAUCUAGGACUCAAAAGUACGCACGCCCGUCGUCGCUCUCGAAGCUACUCAUCUGAUUCAAGAAGCCGGUCCCGUACCCGAAGCUACACACCUCGCUCAAGGAAUCGGUCCCCUCAGUAUUCAUCCGACGGGGAUAGCCACCGCAGCAGAGGCUACUCUCCUUAUUAUCGCCGCAGAUCAUAUUCGAGGCGUAGGCCAUCGUAUUCUCCACCGCACUAUCGCCGCAGCAGAAGAUCUUACUCCCGCUCGCCAUCCUAUUCCCCUGACGGUCGAUACUACAGAAGGUCCUACAGAUCCUCCCGCGAUUGUUACUAUUAUAGGGAUUACUCUCCCGAUGAAAGGUACUACCGAAGGCAUUACCGGGACGUCUCUCCCGACGAUCGCCACUAUAGAGGCAGGUACAGGUCAUCUGGCCGUAGCAUAUCCCCGGGGUAUCGGAAAUAUUAUUCUGGGAGGAGAAGUUACUCGCGAAGUGUGUCGAUUAGUGAUUGUGGGAGCUACUCUGGUGAGAGUAGGUCCCCGAGUUAUUGUAGAAGCAGCAGCAGCAGUUCUAGAAGUGUGUCCCCUGUUACCAGCAGCAAAGGUGGGAGGAGGCGAAGCAAGUCUCCAAAGAGGAGCCGGAGCCCGUCUCAUGGCCGGGACAGUCGAUCCUCGAGAAGUCACUCUAGAAGCCCGAGUGUGAGUUCGUCGUCGAGGAGCCGGUAAAAGAAAGGUAAACUUGUUGAUUGCUGCUAUAUAAAUUGCAAACUGCUGCUUUAUUGUUAUGUGGUGCAUGUUAGGGAAUUGGCUACUUCCUACUUUUAAAAAGAACACUAUGACUGUUAUUGUUACUUGUUAGAAGUGGGGGAGAGAUGCUUGGACGGGUUUGGUGGUAUAUACAUGGUUUGUGAUAUUCUGAUUCGCCAUAUAUAGUUAAUAUUAUCUUUCUUGCUUGCUU